Molecule: messenger RNA, 5044 nt
Organism: Brassicogethes aeneus
Lineage: Eukaryota; Metazoa; Arthropoda; Insecta; Coleoptera; Nitidulidae
Source: the annotation of a GenBank genome assembly
CACAAAUCAAUUUUUUUCGGGAAUUGAUUAAAUUUAAUGUUUUUAUUUAAAGGGUUUUUCUUGGACUGGUUGUCCGAAUUGCAUCCAAAUAUGCCACACCGCAUUUUAAUAAAUGCAAAUGGAACUAUACAAUCUGAAACACAAACAAAACAAGUUAACGCAACACAAAAACAAUAAUAAACAAACCUAACAGGUUAACCUAACGCAAUAACAAUAAUUUGAACGCUGAAAAGUAAUUCGAACCUUACCGAACACAAAAACGACAAGUUAAACAAAAAGUAGAGCAAGUUACCAUCCAAAAGCAUCGCAAAAACAAGAAUUUUAGCAGUAUACUAUCUAUUUAUUUUAAUUAUCUAUAGAAAAUUAAAAAGCACGUUAAAGAUUUAAAAACACUCAUCAAGUGACGUCAUUAAGCCCCGCCCAACAUGCGCACCAUCCUAUCUCAUGAUACAUCAUGUUGUAUCAUGAUCCUAUAUGUAUCCCUGUAUGUAUCUUGUUUAAUAAUAUUAUGUCAAAUAACAUGGAACCUACACAAGGAGCCCGAACUUAAUAGGAAAAAUUGACAAAACCUUUCCUCUAAAUUGCACAAAUUAAGCCUUUUUUUCAGUAGUAGGCGCUGGUGUACCGUUUAUUCUGAAACAAUUGACUAUAUAUAUAUAUAUCCUUUUUUAUGAUUUUGUGUAAGAAGAAUAUAAUCUUCUUAAUUUUGUGGUUGAAUCUAGGGAAAAAAAUGUCAAGCUAGGGAAAUUUUUGAGACCGCAGAGCAUAGAAAUAAUACUAAUAAUAUUAUUAUUUCUAUGCCGCAGAGUCUGCGGAGCAGAGGGAUUUUUUUCACGGUUAUGUUGGCAAAGCUGCUUGUAACCAACUUCAAAAGGGUUGUUUAAAAAACUGACGUUUUGUCAUGUGUUGUGUUUAUUUUAUUAAUAAGUUUGUUUAGAAUAUACAACGAGUUGUAAUAAGGUUAUAAUCAAACCGCCAAACAUGAACGUUAGUUCAAUUAUAGACCAAACAAUGGAUAAUACUCGAAUGCCUCUUCAAAAAAUGGAGAUUGCGGCGAGAAACGUUGAUAGAUCUUUGAACAUAGAUUGUUCGGCACCAAGAUUAAUUGAUCAAUUGAAUGUAAAUGCACAAACAGGGUCUACAGCCAGUGGUCUUAUUGAUAAUGAUUACCCUUUGUUAAACGGGAUCCCUUUUACUUUGAAUAAUAUGACACAAAUCAAGACUGUGAACAAUAUUCCUCUUCCACCUGAAAUUGUCGAUCAUUUUACUCAUAUUCAAUGCCACUGCAUGAUGGGCUUGUUCCCAGAAAUAAACAGAGCUUGGUUAACAGUGGACAGUGAUAUUUAUGUUUGGACCUAUGAAGAAAACUCUGAUUUAGCUUAUUUCGAUGGGAUCAACGAAACCAUUUUGUGUGUGGGAUUAGUAAAACCCAAACCAGGAGUUUUUCAUAAUUUCAUAAAAUAUUUGUUGGUUCUUACGACGUCAGUGGAUAUUGUUGUGUUGGGAGUUACUUUUACUGAAGGGGCUGAGGGGGAUAAUGAUGAGAUACAGCUUAUACCUGAUCCUGUGUUCACAAUUUCAACAGAUGGCGCCACAAUAUCCACCAUUUCUGGCACUGACUCUGGAAGAUUGUUUUUGGGUUCCAAGGAAGGGAAUCUAUUUGAAAUCUCCUACCAGGCUGAAAGUGGUUGGUUUGGAAAAAGAUGCAAAAAAGUCAACUUAUCGACCAGUUCUCUUUCAUUUCUGGUACCUUCAUUUUUAAAUGCAGCCCUUAGCGAGGAGGAUGGCAUCGCUCAAAUUGCAAUCGAUAACACCAGAAAUAUACUUUACAUUUUAACUGAAAAAGGAUCCAUUGAAGUUUGCGACUUGGGAGAAAAAGGAAAUACGUUUUCUAGAGUUACCAAGUUAUCGCAGGCUCAACUUGUAUCUCAAGCCAUGACCACUGUCAAAACGUUGGACAGCCAAAAUUUCCGCCCCAUCGUGAGCAUAUCCGCCGUGGAGGCAUGCGACUCGGCCAACGUUAACCUGGUGGCCGUUUCUCAAACUGGCGUGCGAUUUUACAUGUCCGUGGUGAGCUUGUCCAACCAGCUGCCCAAUCAGCGGCCGUACACGUUGGCGCUUUUGCACGUGCGGCUGCCGCCCGGCUACUCGGCCAACAUCGCGGUUCGCCCGAGGUGCGUGCACAUGAGCCACUACAGAGACAGGAACUGCGUACUGGUGUCCACCGUGAAGGAUAAGGACGUGUUGUGGUGCAUCAGUUCGGAUUUGUUCCCGUUCAAUUCCACCCUUAUGGAAGCUUACACGACUGUCAACUUGGAUGGGCCUGUUUUGGCCAUUGCUGAGGUGCGUCACGACAGCCCGCUGCAAGACCCGAACUUCGAAGCGCCCCCUCUCGCCGUGCGCCAGCACUUCGAGGCGCAAAAAAAAUACGUCGUUUUAACGUCGCACGGCGUUCAGAUCCUCGUCAAGCUCCGCCCGGUCGACUUGCUGCGGCAGAUUCUGCGGGACAGCCGCGGCCACGACAGCGAAACCCUGAAAGCCUUCUUCAUGAUCCUGAAGGAGGAUCAAGCGUGCGCCGCCAGCCUCAUCCUCGCCUCAUUGGAGAACGACGAGAACACGGAGAUCGCCGAUUGCGCCACCAGGUGCUUUUUCACUUUCGGCGGCGAACCGAAGGUGGCGCUUCUGAACCAAACCAGUGCACUAUCUGGUUCAACAAUGUUUUCACCAAACAUAAUAUCCACCCCAGCCCACAAUUACCAACAAAACAUGUACAACAUGCAAAGCCCCAAUCUGUCUCAAACUCAACAAUCCCCAAAUUUUGAAGUGGUGUGCCCCUUCGUGUUUUCCUCCAAACACAACGGUUUGUAUUUGUACCUGGGAAGAAUAUUACGACCCGUUUGGAAUAGAAGAUGCGUCAAUAAGGUUUGCAUCGAUGGAAAAACCUUCACAAAUGUGAGCACCAUCUCAAUCAACGAUUGCAUCUGGAUACUGAACAACCUGACCGCCCUGCACAACUUCAUAACGCAAAACACGCAGCUCUCCUCCGUUUGCAAUACCUCGUCGAACGCGAACGCCAACGGCUCGUUCGCGAACCAAACGACGAACGCGACGCGGUCGACCGUGACGGUCAGGGACGCGCAACUCGAGGAAAGGCGAUCGCUGGACGCCCUGAAGAUCUUCGCGAACCAGUGCUGCCAGCUGCUGGGCUUCUGGAGGAUCCUGUGCGAGCACCGCUUCCACGAGCUGAUCGGCUCGUUGCCCGAGAACCAGCAGCAGGUGCUGCAGAACACCACGUUCAAGGAGUUGUUUCUCUACCGGCACGAUAUCUGCUCGUUUUUGAUCACCACGCUGGUGAACAGCUAUCUCGGCGACAACGCCUCGGUCGAUUCGAUCAGCAACAAGUUGCGGGAGGUCUGCCCUCAGUUGUACAAGUCUGAAGAUGCCGCGUUUUCGAAGGCCAACGAAAUCCUGAAAAUGAUCAGAACCGUGCAAAACACGGACGAAAAGGAGGAAAUGCUGAUCUCGGCCCUGCAACUCUGCAAAUCCAUCGGGGCCAACAUAAAGCUGCGGGAAAUCUCCCGCCAAUUUACCGCGCUGAAAGCCUACAAGGCCGUCAUCGAGCUGUGCCACUACUACGCGCAAAAGGUCGACCCAGAAAACAUCGCCGAGCAUUUUUACAACAACGACGACAACGCCGCUGAUCACGAGGGCUACGGCUACUACAGGAAGAGAAUGGAGGUUUACACAGAAGUUUUGGCCAUGCUGGACACGAUUUACUUCGAGCAGAACGAAAAUCGCCAGGCCACCUUCGCAGACGAUUGCGCCGUCGAUUCAGUGACCCGUCAAGUGAUAUCGCAAGUUUUGGACUACCCCGACGAAAUAAUGCACAUAGCGUUGUACGAGUGGAUGGUCAGUAAAAACAUGACCAGCGACCUCAUCAAAAUCAGUCAGCCGUCGUUGGAGGUGUUCCUCAAGCGCAGCUCGAACAAAGACAACGGCAACAUCGCCGUCAUGGACCUCUUGUGGAAGUACUACGAGAGCAACAACAACCACGCCUCCGCCGCCAAGAUCCUCAACGGGCUCGCCUCGCAGUCGGGGGGCGCCGUCAGCCUGAAGGAAAGACUGUCGUAUUUGGCGAGGGCCAUAAUGUGCAUGAGAAGCGACAAAGUGGGCUAUGCGCCUUGUUUGGGUGUGUUUUUGAGGGAUCUGGAAGACAAAAUGGAGGUAGCCAAGGUGCAGGAACAAAUCCUCGAUGCCAUCACAAAUAUGCAAAAUUCCGUUCCGAAUGCCCAAGAAGUUAUUACCAUUCUGAAUUCUGGAUUAUUUGAAAUAUCGCAGCUGUAUGAAAAUUUCGCGGAGCCCUUCAAACUACUAGAGUGCCAAUUGGCAAUCAUCGACUGUGCCGGCUACACAGACAAUGUGCUGAUCGAGCACAUUUGGCGUCAAAUUCUGACGAACGAGCUGAGAAAAAGCAGCGGCUCUGGCAACGACAGAAUGGCGCAAGUGCUCACCAAGGUCAAGCAUCUGGCCAGGUAUUAUGCCUCAUCUUUGAACUGCUUUCCUUUAGAUAAUAUUGUGUAUGAAUUGGAAAUGCUUAAUUCGAGGUUGAGGGGGGACAAAAAUUUAGUACCACAAACUUUGGUCACGUUAAAUGUGCCGUUUGAAAAACUUGUCGCUGUUUAUAAUAACCUCAUAACAUUAUCAGCAAAUGACCAAGAAUGGCAAAAGGAAGAAAAUGAAUUCCAUCUAUCGGAAGCCACAUCAUUUUUAAUAUAUUAUUUCCUUGAUAAUAAUGAUUCCUUUAAUAGCAUUGAAAAGAGAAAAAUUACGUCACUAUGCCAAGAUGCUGUAGCAACAUUGUUUUCCAUACUUUACAGCAAACCAAACACAGAACAUUUAGUGAAUCAACUUAGAAGCAUAAAAGCGCAACUCUCAAGAAUUUAAUUUUUUUAACUAUUUAAUUAAGCCUAAGAAUUGUUGUAAAUUAUUGUUUAAGAAAUUUUGUUAAUGAGUGUCACAUUUGAUAAUAAAAUAAUAAAUAAAA